CGGGGCCGGGCGGCGGGGUCGACGGGGCGCGCGAGGGCGGCCGGCGGCCUUCCCGGCCCCGCGGCCCGGCGACCCCGCGGAGGAGGAGCCGCAGCCGCCUGGCGGGCCCGGCCGGCGGCUCCGGCUCCUCCGCCCGGGGCGCUCGUCGGCGGGUGACAGGGGAGACAGAGGUCGGGAGCGAGGGAGUCCCCGCGGACGCCCCCUAGGCCGUCUGCGCCUGAACCCCGAGGGCUCCUCAGAGUUGGACUGUGUCUCUCCUCCCACGCUGUCGGCCGCGGGUGCCGAGCUGCCGAAGUGUAGUCGGACGAGACGUCUCUCGGAUCGCGGCGCGACUCGGCCGGUCGCGGGCGCCCCCGUGAGGGUGGUGCCCGGCGGCGAAGCCCCGGGAAGGACUCGACCCCGCACCUGAGGCCGGCACUGCCCGGAUCUGAGCCGCGCGAGCUGCCGGGGUAGCGGUGUCGCUUUCGUUUAGACGGGGAGAGGGAUUCUGGAAGUGAGCAUGUUUUUGAACACAUUAACACCGAAGUUCUACGUGGCCCUGACAGGCACUUCCUCACUAAUAUCAGGACUUAUUUUGAUAUUUGAAUGGUGGUAUUUUCGCAAGUAUGGAACAUCAUUCAUUGAACAAGUCUCAGUAAGCCACUUGCGCCCCCUUCUGGGAGGGGUUGAUAACAACUCCUCCAACAAUUCUAACUCCAGUAAUGGGGACUCAGAUUCCAACAGGCAAAGCGUCUCAGAAUGCAAAGUAUGGCGAAAUCCACUAAAUUUAUUUAGGGGUGCUGAGUAUAAUCGGUACACUUGGGUGACUGGACGAGAGCCUCUGACUUACUAUGACAUGAAUCUCUCUGCCCAGGACCACCAGACAUUCUUUACUUGUGAUUCGGACCAUCUGCGUCCCGCAGAUGCAAUAAUGCAGAAAGCCUGGAGAGAGAGAAACCCCCAAGCUAGGAUUUCUGCAGCCCAUGAAGCCUUAGAGAUAAAUGAAAUUAGGUCCAGAGUUGAAGUUCCCCUAAUUGCUUCCUCUACCAUCUGGGAGAUAAAAUUGUUACCAAAGUGUGCAACUGCUUAUAUUCUCUUGGCUGAAGAGGAAGCAACAACCAUUGCUGAAGCAGAAAAACUGUUCAAGCAAGCCCUGAAAGCUGGAGACGGCUGCUACCGACGUUCUCAGCAGCUACAGCAUCAUGGAUCCCAGUAUGAAGCCCAACAUAGACGAGACACCAAUGUCUUGGUCUACAUCAAAAGAAGACUAGCAAUGUGUGCCAGAAGACUCGGGAGGACCAGAGAAGCAGUGAAAAUGAUGAGAGAUUUAAUGAAGGAGUUCCCUCUCCUGAGCAUGUUCAACAUCCAUGAAAACCUUUUAGAAGCCCUCCUGGAACUACAGGCAUAUGCUGAUGUUCAGGCAGUUUUAGCAAAGUAUGAUGAUAUCAGCUUACCAAAGUCGGCAACAAUAUGCUACACAGCUGCCUUGCUCAAAGCAAGAGCUGUCUCUGACAAAUUCUCUCCCGAGGCUGCAUCUCGGCGGGGGCUGAGCACAGCAGAGAUGAACGCAGUAGAGGCCAUUCAUAGAGCUGUGGAAUUCAAUCCUCAUGUGCCAAAAUACCUACUAGAAAUGAAAAGUCUAAUCCUGCCCCCAGAACAUAUCCUGAAGAGAGGGGACAGUGAAGCAAUAGCAUAUGCGUUCUUUCAUCUGGCGCACUGGAAGAGGGUAGAAGGGGCUUUGAAUCUUCUGCACUGUACGUGGGAAGGCACUUUUCGGAUGAUCCCUUAUCCCUUGGAAAAGGGGCAUCUAUUUUAUCCUUACCCCAUCUGUACAGAAACAGCAGAUCGUGAGCUGCUUCCAUCUUUCCAUGAGGUCUCAGUUUACCCAAAAAAGGAGCUUCCCUUCUUUAUUCUCUUUACUGCUGGAUUGUGUUCCUUCACAGCCAUGCUGGCCCUCCUGACACAUCAGUUCCCGGAACUUAUGGGGGUCUUUGCAAAAGCUAUGAUUGACAUUUUCUGCUCGGCAGAGUUCAGGGACUGGAAUUGCAAGAGUAUUUUCAUGCGUGUUGAAGAUGAACUGGAAAUCCCACCGGCACCUCAAUCUCAACAUUUCCAAAACUGAACUCAUCACCCUUCUUGCCCCACCACCAAAACUGCUCCUCUUCCUGUAUUCCUCAUCUCCGCCAGUGGCACUGACAUCCACCCAGUUACUCAAGCCAGAAACUCAGCAGCCCUCCCAAAUUCUUCCCUCUCUCACUCCUUAUAUCCCUUGGCUGCCACAGUCUGUUGGAUCUAACCUCCUGAGCCACAAGGUAUUUGGUAAAUGUAAUUCACCUCUUCUUCUCCUCUUUCUUCCCCCAUGGCUCUCUCUUAGUUUAGAUCUUUGUGAUUUCUUGCCUGGACACCUGCAAGAGUCUUCACUGGUCUCCUUGCUUCCAGUCUUAUCCUCUGCAAGUAUUUCUUUCAUACAAGAAUGAUCUUUCUAAAUUGCAAGUCUGAACACGUCACUUCCCUGCUCGAAUUUCUCCAGUGGUUUCCCACCAACAUCAGGAUAAAGUCCCAGAUCUUUAGCACGGCAUACAAGAUCCUUUAUGAUCUGGCCCUUGGUUGCCUCCUCAGCCUCAUCUGUCUCCCAACUCUUGCACAGAUACUGCUCUUGGGCCACAGUGAAUUACUCACCAUUCCCAGACGUACCAGGCUCUUGUGCACCUCAGUGCCUUUGCAUGUGCUGUUUGCUCUGCAUGGAAUGCCCUUCCUCAUUACCACCAGCACUUGUCCAGUCUACUAAUGCCUCUUCAUUCUUUUCUACUCAGCUUCCUUUCUAAGUUUCUCCUCAGCUGAGUCAGAUGUCCCUCCUCUUGGCUCUCACAGUAUUCCAUGAAGACCUAUAUUAUCACAUUUAUUGUACUGUAUUAUAAUUGUUAAAAACUUGUCUGACUCCCUUUUAGAAUGUGAGCUCCUUGCGAGCAGGACCGUGUCUUCCUUACCUCUGUAUCCCCAAAGCUUUGCACAGUGC
Molecule: messenger RNA, 2995 nt
Organism: Hippopotamus amphibius kiboko
Lineage: Eukaryota; Metazoa; Chordata; Mammalia; Artiodactyla; Hippopotamidae
Gene: ST7
Product: suppression of tumorigenicity 7
Exons: 16
Coding region: 500-2101 (533 amino acids)
Source: RefSeq, a predicted model, not a curated record